Rotaria sp. Silwood1 is the source of this 351-nucleotide messenger RNA. NCBI's taxonomy places the organism in Eukaryota, Metazoa, Rotifera, Eurotatoria, Philodinida, Philodinidae. The record is from the annotation of a GenBank genome assembly.
AUGAACAUUCCAUCAUAUUCAUCAUUAGAAAAUGUUCAUUCAGCUGCUUGUUCUACAUCAAUAACACCACCAAUGACAAUGUUAACUAUAAAUGAUUAUCUUGAUGGUUUACAUUGUCUACAUGAAGCACAAAAAGUUCAUGCAACAACAGAAGAAAUUAUAUUUAAAUUACGUCUUUAUCUAGAAGAUAAAGUUGGUGGUCAACAUAUUUUAAAUACAAUUUUAACACUUAUAAGAACAGAAAAAAUUAUUGAUUUUUCUAAUUAUAAAGAAUUUGAAUAUUGUACUAGUUUAUUACCACUUUUUAUGGUAUUUAUUUGUUUGGAAAAUUCAUUUAUUGAACAAAAAUAA